UUUCUGGUAUUGAAAGGAAUCGUUUCUUGUGUGGUUAACGCAAUCGGUGGAAAAUUGUGAAAAUUGUGUGGCUAUAUAAAUUGCAAAUAAAAAUAAAAAUUUACAGUGCCUUCUGAAUUUCGUUGUUUUGAGUGUACACAAAAACAAAAUUUGUGCGUUGAAAAUGUCAAAUUGACAUUUUUACCCAGUUGACGGACAGAAGACAGAACUUCAUUUUUUUCUGCUUUGUGAAAAUUAUCGGUAUUUCGUUGUCACUUCUGCUUCUAUUUGACACAUUCAAGACAUUUGAGGAACAAAAAAUGCGUUCUGAAAUUUUCCAUGCCUCCCUUUUGUUGACAAGAGAUGAACGUAUGUCAGCAGUAUCGCCAUCUCGUUCUUUCGCAUUUAGUCGCUGUCAUGCACACAGUCCAUGCGAGUGACAACUGUCAAACGCGUGCCAAUUCAUUUCUUUGAAGUUUAUUGCACGGAAAAAUUUGAAGUUUAAUUAAUCAAAAAUCAAAGAAGAAAUUGACAUCUUGUGUUUUGUAUACAAAUGCUUGUCAAAAGCCACUGGAGCCGGAAAACUACUGUAUGCUACAGAGGCACGGCUGGAGCAAUCUAGGAAAACUAUUGGAUGCAUCAAAGGAACUGUCGACUUGAGACCCAAAGGCAACUUUGUUAUAAAUUCACUGUAGAAAAAUACUAAAUUAUAUUUAAACGACAAAAUCACUUGAAAUCGUCACACAUCAGUCAAAUAGUAGACGUUUGGCGGCACAUUUAAUUUUUCACUAAAAUUUUUGAUCUUUAUAAAAGGCCUUGCCGAAUCCAACAAUCAGACUUGAAGACAACUAAUUUUUAGAACAAAAAAUUUGCACUUGACUUCAAUUAUUCCUUCUAUCAACACAAUUGAGGCAGCACGAUUCGGUUAGCAUCAAUGCCACUGCGGCAUCUAUUGUACUAGUUAUUGAGAAAUACAUAUUCACAAAUAUAGUUUUUAAAAAUGCUUUCGCCGGAUACUUUGCAUCACGAAGAAGUUAAUCUUGCGCUGGACCGACAAGUACGCCAGGAUAUACAAGAUAUGGCACAGGAGGCGCAGAUACAAGCGCAGAUCAUAGCGCACGAAGCGCGCGAUCGCUUUCAAUCCACAUCGAGUGUGGAGGAAGAUGGUCACGAAGAUAUUGAACACGAUGGCGUCACAGUGUUGGGCGUUGUUGAGGAAGAUGACGACGAGGAUGAGCAUCAUGAAACCAUUGUUGAAGAAGAUUUGACCGAACAUGACUUGUCCGACAUGCAUGAUGUCAAAGAUUUUAAAGACAUUCUAAUGGAAUCCAGUGAUGCCAAUACGGAUAACUUGUCAAUGCGCAAGCGACGUGGCAAUUUGCCAAAAACAUCGGUAAAGAUUUUGAAACGUUGGUUAUAUGAACAUCGCUACAAUGCAUAUCCCAGCGAUGCCGAAAAGUUUACGCUCUCGCAGGAAGCGAAUUUAACUGUCCUACAGGUUUGCAACUGGUUUAUAAACGCACGACGUCGCAUACUUCCUGAAAUGAUACGACGCGAGGGGAAUGAUCCGCUGCACUUCACGAUUUCAAGACGUGGCAAAAAGCUAAACUCUUCGUUGAACUCCUCAAGCAGCAUUAAUGCAUCAGUUCCAAAUCCUAUCACGGGCAGUCCCGCUUCGGAAGUGAUCGUUGGCGCCACAGAAGAGGUGGAAGGCGAUGAAGUGCAUGAUGGCGUGGCAAAUGUGCUUACGGCGUUGGGUCAUUUCGUUCAAACGCCAAGCGGUCAUAUGGUUAAAGUAGAACCGGACAUAGAGUACGAUGACAGUGUAAUUUACAGAUCUGAAGAUGACAGCGUCAACGAGUACGAUUCUUGCGAGCCGCAAAGUGAGGAGGAAGGCAAAUUUGAAAGCUCAGACGCUUGGCAAAGUGUUAUGAAGACUGUUUUCAGUACCGAGGAAGUAACGACCUCUAGUCCAACUGCAACGAAUAAUACCUACUGGACGACCGCAUCACAACCGCAUACGACGACAGCGCAGACGCAUGCGGUAGGCGUUACGGGAUCAACGACAACAGGUGCUAUUGGCAACAAUGUGAUAUCUGCUGCUAACGUUAAUGCGCUGUUAACACCUGUUGAAUUGACAGCUGAAGCGGGUGUCACAGUUGGCGCCGAGGCUACAGUCGUAACAUCGGGUGCCUCAAAUGCGGCCAAUAUCAAUAAUAAUAAUGCGAGUGCAACCAAUAAUAAUCAAAUUUCAUCUAGUGUACAGGUCAUACAUCCUGGCAGUCAUUUGGUGAAAGGCGUCAUACGCGACGAUAAAGAUAAAUUCAAGUGUCUGUACCUGCUGGUGGAAACGGCAGUGGCCGUACGCCAACGAGAAAAGGAACAUGAAGAUGAAGAUGUACAUGUGCUUGGAAACUAAUUGAAAUUAAAAAUUAAAUCAGCUGGUAAAAAUUAGUUUUGCACACAUAAAAUCAUGCGUACCAGCUGCUAACUGCAAAUGUAACCCUUUAUGGAAUUUGAAACACGAAGAAAUUAGUUUUGGAACAGGAAUUCUAGAUUUUCCACCAUCGCUUGAGUUUUCUCAUUUAUGUAUGCCGUUUGAUAAAUGCUAGCUACUAUAUAUACUCGAAACAAUAUUGCAUUAACUGCUUUAUUUGCCUUUAGCUAGUCUUCAACACUUUUUUUUACAAGCAUAAUAUCGACAAUUAUUUCACCUUCACUUUUAACCAAAAAUGCAAUAAUUGUUAAAUGUUCAAAAUGAAUUCUAUUAAAUGCGUAUUACAUAUAACUUUUUCAUUUGAAGAAAUUCGAAUGCUUUUGUUUUUCCAAAAUAUACAGCACAUACAGCAGAACUUUAAGGAUUUAUUGAUUUUCUUAUUUUAUCGUCCUUAAUGCAAAAUACCCUAUUUGACACUUUCGGAAAUGCGUUUUUUACAUACAUAUUUUGCAACUUUUUUCCAACUACGAGAUUCGUUGGCAUUCUUAGAUCAGCUAUACAUAUCAGCACUUUUUAUGUUAAUUUAAAAAGCUUUUUGGUUAAAUAGGGCUUUUCGCACUGAUGGUGUUGAUAUGUACAUAGUAGGCCGUUAAAGUAGUAGCAGUUCUGCUGUCAAGUUCACUUAUCUUAAAGAGUUCUUCUUUUUUAAAUAAAUAUUGCUGAAAAUGCCUUUAGUUUGCCCCUACUAAUUUUUUGAUGCUCUUGAUAGCAAACAAAAUACUGCACUUAACCCUCACGAAAAUCGCCUAUCACAGAGCGAUUAGAUAUUGCAUGACAUUGGCUCUUUCAAUUAUCUAUUUAGUUGAUUCAUUUGCUGAUUAAACUCACUAUUUUGUUGAAAGAGCCCUUUGAAAGUUGAAAAAAUUGUAUGACGGCAGUGGCAUCGUUAGAAGACUCGGUUCAUUAUGCAUAAAUAGCCAAAAGAAAAUAUAUUAUGAAAAUAUUGAAAACGGGUUUUUAUUUAAG
Rhagoletis zephyria (snowberry fruit fly) is the source of this 3442-nucleotide messenger RNA. RefSeq names its product BEL1-like homeodomain protein 1. Gene Ontology annotation, molecular function: DNA binding. Lineage: Eukaryota; Metazoa; Arthropoda; Insecta; Diptera; Tephritidae. Gene Ontology annotation, biological process: regulation of DNA-templated transcription. The record is from RefSeq and is a predicted model, not a curated record.